ACGUCACAUAUGUCAUAUGUCGAAUUUAACUUGAUAACCUCUGACUGAAAUGUUUUCAUUUUAUCAUUCUUAUAAUAAUUAUUUUUCGUGGUGAUAAAAAGGGUUGAUUUUACAGUAUUUCAAACACUGGAUUACAAAUAGUAAAUACAAUGUUGAUAUAAGGCGUGUGGCAGCAAAAUGUUUUAUAGAAAAGUGAUGCACUGUACGAUCUGCCUGAAACAUGGCACUGUCGGCAUUUCUGGGAACGGCAUACUCCUGCAACAACUGGCAAGGAUAUCGACAACGCAAUGUUGGAACAGCAAGCUCCCAAUCACGACACAGACCACGGCCAAGGUGAAAAACAAAAAUGUGCCACAGGAUACCAGAAUGUGGAAGGAAACACCAUCACACGACAGAAAGAAUCAGUUGGGGAACUAUUGUAUGAUGCUGUCCAAAUUCAGAUUAAGUUGUAAAAAACAGAUAAUUUUAUCUCUGUACACAUUUUUGAAACGACAAAGUUCAAAUUUAUUUUUAUUACUAAUUAAAUAUUUUUUCAGGCCUGUCCACGCAAUAGGUUUCGCGACUUUAGCGGGCUCUACAGGCUUGGGUCUACUAUACUUCGGAGUGAACCCACUCACAGCCGCCCUCGGCGCCACAAACUUAAUACUUUACACGUCCGUCUAUACGCCUAUGAAGAGAAUGUCCAUAUACAAUACCUGGCUAGGGUCUGUAGUUGGAGCUAUACCUCCUCUAAUGGGCUGGGCGGGGUGCUCGGGUGCGCUGGACCCGGGCGCGAUAGUGCUCAGCGUGAUCCUAUACUCUUGGCAGUUCCCACACUUCAACGCACUCUCCUGGAACCUACGGCCAGACUACUCGCGCGCCGGCUACAGAAUGAUGGCCGUCACUGAUCCUGCGCUGUGCAGGAGGGUAGCCCUGAGACACACGGGAGUGAUCAUGGGAGCGUGCCUUGCCUCAUCUUACCUCGAAGUUACAAACACGUGGUUCGCACUAGAAUCGCUACCGUUAAACGUUUAUUUUAUGUACUUAGCAUGGCAAUUUCACCAGAAAUCGGACAGUAACAGUUCGAGGAAACUGUUUAGGUUUUCUCUAAUACAUUUACCGGCACUCAUGUUGCUGAUGCUAGUCAAUAAGAAGAAUUGGUACAAGAGUGAGACUCAGGAGCAGGAAACUACAAAGGUGCAGGAUGUCAAGAUCCCCGACUCCAGAAUAUCAGUACUACCGCGCAGGCCCGUGGUAGCGGCGCAGGAGUCGGACCUGUCGCCAUAGAAAAGCAACCACUGAUCGAUAAUAAUCGCUACAAUAUCAUUGGUUACCUAUAAAAUAAGUCAAUAAUUUAUUAUUUAUGUCAAUUUGGUGGCAAAUCAGUCGGCAAGAGUCGUACAAUUCGCAUGUUGGCUAGUUGCGUCGUACUGGGUGCCUAGUGCGAAUUUGUUCUUACGUUAACGUUACCGCCUUUAACGCUGAUUGGUUGAUCAACUUUGAGCAGCCAAUCAAAGCGUAGAACGUGAUAAACGUGUCGAUCGUGAUAGCGCACAACAAACUCGUACUGAUAGAAAAUGUCGAUAUAAGACGAGGUUAUAUGCAACUUGUGCAAAAUAAGUUACAUGUAAAAUUGUAUCGCUGCGAUACCUACGUUUGUUGCCGAUCAGUGAUCCUUGCUAACCUUAUAAUCUACACAAUACAUGUAGAUGUAGUACUUAUGUAAAUAAUGUACAUUAUAAUUAUGUGAUUCACUUAGAUGUACGUAAUAUAGUAAUAACGUCGUAACCUCAGAUUGUUAUUUGUCACAAAGCCAAGUAACGUGUGCGGUGUGCAUACCUCUAUUGAAAUUAUGUUCAAACAAAAAUAUUCUCGAAAGUACUCAAUAGUAUUUUGAUGUAUUAUUAUUUAUUACAUCUUGCCUUUGAUUGUAAUUUGUGUAGGAUCAGAUUAUGAUUAGUCCAUGACUUGGGAUUAAAUGAAAUCAAUAAAUAAUAAAUCCUUACAUUUA
Spodoptera litura is the source of this 1990-nucleotide messenger RNA. NCBI's taxonomy places the organism in Eukaryota, Metazoa, Arthropoda, Insecta, Lepidoptera, Noctuidae. The record is from RefSeq and is a predicted model, not a curated record.